UUUAUAGGCUGGGUAAGAUCACGUCUCCGUCUCUUUCUGUAGCUCUCAUUCCAGCACAGGAUAUCAGCAAUUUUGCCCUCUUUCCCCGUGCCCACUCCAGCGCGCAGAGUCCUUUCUUCUCUCUCAUUUACAACUUCUUUUGAAAAGAGAACAUUUUCUAGAGAAAAGAGAUUUGCUAAACAGAAAGGACAUAAAACAAAAGCCACAGCAACCUGACUUCCAGCAUGGCAUUGUCACCAGCCCCCUUGGCAUGGUGAUACGAUUAAGGUAGCGGCAUUUUUAUUAUUCAGGAAAAGCAGCUGGGGAAUCCAUCAGUUCUAAGGCUUUGUCUUUCCUUGGUUAACUGAUGGUCCUGAGCCCUGGUUUGACUUGACCAUGAUGCCUAGGACUGGCACUUUUUGUUUUUUCUCAGCAAACUGUACAAACCCAAAUCUCUUUUUGAUUUUCAAGGAAACUAGAUUCCUGCCAGAUUUCGAAUCCGGACAAUAAAUAGAUACUUUGUCCUAGCUUCUUUCUGGAAUCAUUUCGGGGAUAUUUUCCACAAGCAUCACAGAAACAGGAAUGAACCGGCAGCUAGUGAACAUUUUGACAGCCUUGUUUGCAUUUUUCUUAGAGACAAACCACUUCAGGACGGCUUUCUGCAAAGACCAUGACUCCAGGUCUGGAAAACAACCUUCGCAGACCCUAUCGCCUUCAGAUUUCUUGGACAAAUUAAUGGGAAGGACAUCAGGAUAUGAUGCAAGAAUCAGGCCAAAUUUUAAAGGUCCUCCAGUAAACGUUACUUGCAAUAUUUUUAUCAACAGUUUUGGAUCGGUCACAGAAACCACCAUGGACUACCGAGUGAACAUUUUUCUGAGACAACAGUGGAAUGAUUCACGGCUGGCAUAUAGCGAGUACCCUGAUGAUUCCCUGGACUUGGACCCAUCCAUGCUGGACUCCAUUUGGAAACCAGAUUUAUUUUUUGCCAAUGAGAAGGGUGCCAACUUCCAUGAUGUCACCACUGACAACAAACUGCUUCGAAUUUCAAAAAAUGGCAAAGUACUCUACAGUAUCAGACUCACCUUGACCUUAUCCUGUCCCAUGGACUUGAAGAAUUUUCCAAUGGAUGUCCAGACUUGUACAAUGCAGCUGGAGAGUUUUGGGUAUACAAUGAAUGACCUGAUAUUUGAGUGGUUAAGCGAUGGUCCAGUUCAAGUUGCUGAAGGACUGACCCUGCCUCAGUUUAUUUUGAAAGAAGAGAAGGAACUUGGCUAUUGCACAAAGCACUAUAACACUGGAAAGUUUACCUGCAUCGAGGUUAAGUUUCACCUGGAACGCCAGAUGGGAUACUAUUUGAUCCAGAUGUACAUCCCCAGUCUGUUGAUAGUCAUUUUGUCUUGGGUCUCCUUCUGGAUAAACAUGGAUGCAGCCCCUGCUAGGGUUGCACUGGGCAUCACCACCGUCCUAACUAUGACCACCCAGAGUUCAGGUUCUAGGGCAUCUCUGCCAAAGGUGUCCUAUGUAAAGGCGAUUGACAUCUGGAUGGCGGUGUGCCUUCUGUUUGUGUUUGCUGCCUUACUGGAAUAUGCAGCAGUGAACUUUGUCUCCAGGCAACACAAGGAGUUCCUGCGGCUCCGGAGACGACAGAAGAGACAGAAUAAGGAAGAAGAUGUUACUCGUGAAAGUCGUUUUAAUUUCAGUGGUUAUGGGAUGGGUCACUGCCUCCAAGUGAAAGAUGGAACAGCUGUCAAGGCCACACCUGCCAACCCGCUCCCACAACCCCCAAAAGAUGCAGAUGCCAUCAAGAAGAAGUUUGUGGACCGGGCAAAAAGGAUUGACACGAUAUCUCGAGCUGCCUUCCCAUUGGCCUUCCUCAUUUUCAACAUCUUUUACUGGAUCACAUACAAGAUCAUUCGGCAUGAAGAUGUCCACAAGAAAUAGAUCUGCCCUUCAGACCCUGGACUUUCUUGCCUAACUGUUGUGCUUGUAAAUACACAGUGAAAUUGUCUUUAUAUCAUGUUGACAGAG
This is a messenger RNA of Canis lupus familiaris (dog), 2007 nucleotides long. It is a transcript of the gene GLRA2, whose product is annotated as glycine receptor alpha 2. The coding region runs from base 562 to 1920 and encodes 452 amino acids. The record is from RefSeq and is a predicted model, not a curated record. Lineage: Eukaryota; Metazoa; Chordata; Mammalia; Carnivora; Canidae. Gene Ontology annotation, biological process: nervous system process; chemical synaptic transmission; chloride transmembrane transport. Gene Ontology annotation, cellular component: plasma membrane; synapse; postsynaptic membrane. The transcript has 9 exons. Gene Ontology annotation, molecular function: transmitter-gated monoatomic ion channel activity; extracellularly glycine-gated chloride channel activity; glycine binding.